CACCGGAGUCUCAGCUCUCUCCUCAACGAGGACGAACAACAGUGCAACGAAGAAAUACUCUGCUUUGUGUCAAGGAAUUCAUGGCUACGUUCGCGACGUCGUCUUCGGCGGUGAUGUGGUCGGCUCGCCCUGGGCAGGUGGCAGGGGCUCGGCGGUGCGUGGUGGCGCGUGCGUCCGCGGCGAUGGCGGCACCGGCGGCGGUGGCCACAGGCAGGACGCACUACGAGGUGCUCGGGCUGGGCGCCGGGGCCAGCAAGGGCGAGAUCAAGGCCGCCUACCGGCGCCUUGCCAGGGAAGUGCACCCUGACGCCGUCGGAGGUGGCGGCGACGAGGGGUUCAUCCGGCUGCACGCUGCCUACGCCACGCUCGCCGAUCCCGACGAGCGCGCUCGCUACGACCGGGACGUCACCUGCCGCGCCGCGGGGAUGAUGAUGCAGCGGGCGGCCGCGGCCGGGCCGGCGUUCCGGCGGAGGACGUGGGAGACCGACCAGUGCUGGUAGGACAGGCGGACUCACGCGGCUGUCCCCCGGGACCAUCGGCCGGUUCGAUCAGGUACGGCGCAUCAUGGAGGCUGCGCUCGUUGGAGAGAAGAUCCCGCCGACUGCCUUGGACCGCCACCGCCCGGUCAGAAUUGGACGACUCAGAUCGGGUGUGCGGACGCGGGAGCUCAGUACACGGCGGCAAGAGUCGUUUUUUAAAGAUCUCUUGUGCGUCCGAUUAGCCAAAUGCAAAUAUGUAAAUGAAUUAGUUACUACUGUAAAUUAAAGGCCAUCGAAUAUAGUAUACGUACUCCCUCUGGUUCA
Molecule: messenger RNA, 803 nt
Organism: Triticum aestivum (bread wheat)
Lineage: Eukaryota; Viridiplantae; Streptophyta; Magnoliopsida; Poales; Poaceae
Product: chaperone protein dnaJ 11, chloroplastic
Exons: 1
Coding region: 81-500 (139 amino acids)
Source: RefSeq, a predicted model, not a curated record